Penicillium subrubescens is the source of this 1446-nucleotide messenger RNA. RefSeq lists its product as uncharacterized. The transcript has a single exon. The record is from RefSeq and is a predicted model, not a curated record. The coding region runs from base 1 to 1446 and encodes 481 amino acids. Gene Ontology annotation, molecular function: monooxygenase activity; heme binding; oxidoreductase activity, acting on paired donors, with incorporation or reduction of molecular oxygen. NCBI's taxonomy places the organism in Eukaryota, Fungi, Ascomycota, Eurotiomycetes, Eurotiales, Aspergillaceae.
AUGUCGAAUGCCAUCUAUCUUAUUGUUUUCAUAGCUACCACCGUUUUGAUCUCUUACCAUCUCUGGCAUUCUCGGCUCCUCCCACGGGCUGCACAGCCGGAAAUAUCUGUUGGCUUUGGCAUUGAACACAUUUCAGAUCCUAUCUUAUGUCAUCAGCUCAUCGAGUGCAAGCAAGCUCGAGGCUCCAAGCCGAAACGACUCUCAAUCCAGAAGGCAAGGGCUCCACCAAACCAAAGGCUCCGCAAUGUGUUCAACAUCGACAACGGCUUCACGAGUACUGAUCCCAUAUUCGUGGACAAGUUUGUGCGCGAGGCUAGUCAACGGAUCAAGCUGGGAUCUCUCGAGUGGUUGAAAUUGGGUCUGAUGCUCCUGCACACAUCAAGACAGUGGAUCUCUGUUGGCUUUAACACUGACAGCUGGAAAAGCAGGCAGUGCAAUUCCGUACCGCCCAGCCCGCCUGCGAGCCACUGCUCUGACAAGUUAGACAUCACGAGCCUGGUGCAAGUAUUGACACUGAAGGCUACCCUCGCAACAGUCCUCAAAGGAGAGGCAGAAAAUUGUCCCAAAGAUUUCGAAAUGCUGCACUUGGCUCAACAGAUCAACAGAGGCUGGAUACAAUCGAAAAUUAACACCUGGGCUGGGGAUGAUAUCCGUGGUAUUGACUUCCAACACAACGAUCCACUCAGAACUACUCUUAACGCACUAUUUCCGCAAGCCGGCCCCGAACAAAACCCACUGAACUUACUCCUUCCGUCAUUUGAGACCAUGUGGAGAGUCGUCUUACGUGCGCUAUUAGAGCUCAAGUUUCAAUCAGGUCGCGAUCACCCCGAAUGGGGAAAAGCGAUUGAGACAUUUUGUCGGGACCCAACCAAGGCAAAGUUUGAGAAACGUCCAACCUUGCGAGAAGAUCUAUCAACAACGGCCGAUGCCAAGGGCGAUGUUCAGUCGAAUCGAGGAGUGGAGCCGUCGGUAAAAGACAUUGUUAUGGAAGCAUUGAGGCUGUAUCCUCCGACUCGGCGAAUCUACCGGGCGUAUGAGUGGGAGGACACCACGGCAAAAUACGGGCCUGGAAACCUGCGUGAAGUUGAAGCAGUCGGCCGAACUUCAUCUAAGAUCAUCGCGGCAGAUAUCGAAGCUUGCCAUUUGAGAAGCGAUAUUUGGGGCCCGGGGGCUGCAAGAUUCGACCCGAGCCGGUGGAUGAACAUAACUCCGGAUCAAAAGUCCGCCUUUAUGCCUUUUGGCUACGGUGUAUGCGAGUGUCCUGCCAAGGCAGUAUUCGGACCGUGGAUGAUAGCGAUAUUGGUGGGCGCUCUGCUUUCCGCCCUAGAUGACGACGGGUGGACUCUGUGGUGUGCCGAUGAUCGUGUGAUGAGAUGCCUCGCUUCAGAAGAAAGACUCAUGAUGGGGAGGGACGCCUACGACGAGUUGAAAAUUUUUCGUUCUUAG